AACUAAAGUGAAGAUGAGACCUUUCUCUGUCUCCAAGAGCUCAGUAGGGAGCUCCUCCCUUCUUGGUUACACCAUAAUCUUCAUUUCUCUUCUUGUUCACAAGUUGGACUCAGCACACUUUUCAGUGAUUGGACCCGAUCACCCUAUCACCGCUUCUGUAGGCAAUGAAGUCACAUUAGCCUGCCACCUGUCACCCAGCAUGAGUGCCGAGAACAUGGAGGUGAGAUGGUUCCGGGGUCAGUUUUCUUCAGUUGUUCACCUGUACCGUGAAGGGAAGGAUCAGUAUGCAGAGCAGAUGUCAGAAUAUCGGCAAAGGACAGAGUUUCUGAAAGAGGGCCUGGCUGAUGGAAGAGUUGCCUUGAGGAUAGGCAAUAUCAGACUCUCUGAUUCAGGGCUGUACAAGUGUUUCUUUCGAUCAGAGUUCUCAUAUCAAGAAGCUGCAUUGGAACUACAUGUAUCAGUUUCAGGUACUAAUCCCCUGAUCUCUAUUGAGGGUUACCAGGAUGGAGGUAUCCGAAUGGUGUGUCGAUCAGGUGGAUGGUAUCCAGAGCCUCAGUCGCUGUGGAAGGAUCUCAAAGGACAGCCUCUCCCAUCAUUGCCUGCAAAAUACUUCCGUGAUGAAAAUGGCCUGUUUCAGACUGAAUCUGUACUUAUUGUAACAGAAAAUUCCAACCAGAAUCUGACCUGCACAAUCAGAAACAACAUCCUGAACCAAGAAGAGGUAUCAAGUGUUUAUAUAGCAGAUUCUUUUUUCCCAAAGGUCUCCCAUGUGACGGUGAUUCGCCUGUCACUAAACCUGUUGGUUUUGGGGUUUUUCAUUCCUUUGACUAUUUAUUGUACAUGGAAGCAACACAAAGAAAAAGAUAAACAACGAUUUCAGGUGGAGAAAGAGAAAGUGAAUGUGACUCUGGAUCCAGAAACAGCACAUCCUGAACUCUUGGUGUCAAAGGACCUCAAAAGUGUGAACUGUGCAGACAUAACGGGGGAACAACCUAAAGAUCUGGACAUUGUUGAUUCUUAUUGCUGUGUCCUGGGCUCUGAGAGAUUUAACUCUGGGAGACAUUAUUGGGAAGUGGAGCUUAAGAACAAGACUAUGUGGCACUUGGGGGUUUGUGCUGACUCAGAAAACAGGGAGAGGUACAAAAAUAUAGCACCUGAAGGUGGCUACUGGGCCAUAAGGUUGUGGAAUGGAGAAUACAAAGCCCUCUCCACUCCUCGGACAACAAUCACCUUGGAAAUGAAGCCCACGAGGGUUGGGAUUUUUCUGGACUAUGAGGCAGGAGAGCUCUCAUUUUACAAUUUGUGUGAUGACUCCCAUAUCUACACUUUCAAAUACAGCUUCUUCGGGACACUCCGGCCUUUCUUCAGUCCAGGUAUACAUGGAUCUAAAGAGAAUGCUCCCCUGACCAUCUGUCCAGUUAUAGACUGGCAAUGA
Mauremys reevesii (Reeves's turtle) is the source of this 1435-nucleotide messenger RNA. Its product is annotated as butyrophilin subfamily 1 member A1-like. Gene Ontology annotation, molecular function: signaling receptor binding. The record is from RefSeq and is a predicted model, not a curated record. Bases 14 to 1435 code for a protein of 473 amino acids. Gene Ontology annotation, biological process: T cell receptor signaling pathway; regulation of cytokine production. Lineage: Eukaryota; Metazoa; Chordata; Testudines; Geoemydidae. Gene Ontology annotation, cellular component: external side of plasma membrane. The transcript has 6 exons.